AUGCGUUGGAAUCAAGCGAGUCUUCUACUCCUUGGCUGUGCCAUGGCUGAGGAUGUCGGCGUUGGGAAGCGCGACAGUUGCCCUCAGAUACAUGUCUUUGGAGCCCGGGAGACCACGGCAGCUGCCGGUUAUGGCUCUUCUAGCACCGUUGUCAACCUCGUUCUGAAUGCCUAUUCCGGGUCUACCUCGGAGGCAAUCGACUAUCCUGCCUGUGGAGGCCAGUCCUCUUGUGGUGGUGUUAGCUAUUCAGACUCUGUGGUUGCUGGUGUCAAAGCGGCGGCCUCCGCUGUCAAUUCAUUCAAUUCGAAGUGUCCCAGCACAGAGCUAGUUCUGGUCGGAUACUCCCAGGGCGGCGAAAUCUUCGACGCCGCACUGUGCGGUGGUGGCAUCCCCAACCAGGGCUAUACGGAUACCUCCGUCGUUCUGUCCUCGUCCGCCGUCAGCAUGGUCAAGGCAGCGAUCUUUAUGGGUGAUCCUAUGUAUGAGACUGGGCUACCAUAUGAUGUCGGUUCUUGUACCGCGGGAGGAUUUGACGCACGGCCUUCCGGUUUUAGCUGCCCAUCUGCCAGCAAGAUUCAAUCUUAUUGUGAUGCAUCUGACCCGUAUUGCUGCAAUGGUAGCGACGAUGCCACUCACAACGGCUAUGGGGCUGAAUACGGCCAAGAUGCAUUCAAGUUUAUUGAGAGCGCCCUCGGAUCCAGCUCCGGGAAAUAG
Molecule: messenger RNA, 714 nt
Organism: Aspergillus ochraceoroseus IBT 24754
Lineage: Eukaryota; Fungi; Ascomycota; Eurotiomycetes; Eurotiales; Aspergillaceae
Product: putative acetyl xylan esterase (Axe1)
Exons: 3
Coding region: 1-714 (237 amino acids)
Molecular function (GO): hydrolase activity
Source: RefSeq, a predicted model, not a curated record